Messenger RNA from Salmo salar (Atlantic salmon), 3498 nucleotides. Its product is annotated as rho-related GTP-binding protein Rho6. NCBI's taxonomy places the organism in Eukaryota, Metazoa, Chordata, Actinopteri, Salmoniformes, Salmonidae. Gene Ontology annotation, biological process: small GTPase-mediated signal transduction. Gene Ontology annotation, molecular function: GTP binding; GTPase activity. The record is from RefSeq and is a predicted model, not a curated record.
AUCAUGCACUGGACAGGGAUAGACUAUACGCAAUUGUAUACUUUAGAACAAAGUUGACUGACUACCAACCCUGAUCUUGCGUAGCCUAUGCGGUCGAAACGCAUUCUGCGCAACAAUGAGCAGAACGCUCAUUUUCAUUGGUUGGCGCGACAAUGUAAAGUUCAGCAGUGUCAUAACUCAGCGCAUACCGCUGGCAGCAAGCUUCAACGAAGGUGUACUGUACAGCAUCCCGGCGGAAUGCACUGAUAACUGACAGAGGAUUUACACGUGUUUUUCUUUCGCAUAUCAAUUUAUUGUGUUCGUCAACCAAAUCGUAUUUACAAUGAAGGAAAGGAGACUUACCCAGCCUCUGGUGGCGAGAUGUAAACUAGUGUUGGUUGGGGAUGUUCAAUGCGGAAAAACGGCGAUGUUGCAAGUCCUGGCCAAGGAUUCCUAUCCUGAGACAUACGUUCCAACGGUAUUUGAGAACUACACAGCGUGUCUGGAGCUGGAGGAGCAGCGCGUAGAGCUCAGUCUCUGGGACACGUCAGGCUCUCCAUACUACGAUAACGUCAGACCCCUGUGCUACAGCGACUCAGACGCUGUGCUCCUCUGUUUCGACAUCAGCCGUCCAGACUCAUUUGACGGUGCACUGAAAAAGUGGAAGACAGAGAUCCUGGAUUUCUGCCCCAGCACACGCAUCCUCCUGAUAGGCUGUAAAACAGACCUGCGCACAGACGUAUGCACGCUUAUGGAGCUGUCCAAUCAGAAGCAGACACCCAUCUCACAUGAGCAAGGGUCCUCCAUGGCCAAGCAACUAGGUGCGGAGGCCUACCUGGAGUGUUCAGCCUUCACCUCAGAGAAGAGCAUCCACAGUGUGUUCCGUACUGCAGCCCUGGCCUGCAUCAACAAGCUGCAGCCCUCCACCAAGCCCAGCCCCGCCCGACGCCUCUCCAAGAGACUCCUCUUUCUGCCCGGCAAGUCUGACCUCCUCUCCUCCACCUUCGGCAAGGACAAGGCCAAGGGCUGCUCCAUCAUGUGAGGAAGGGAGUAGAACCCAGACAGUGGUGGCCAGAGAGGCACUCCAUUGACCGGUCCAGCGGAUAAAGGGGGGUGCGGGGUGGGGAAGGGAAGGGAAAGUAAGGGGGAAGGAAGGGGUUUCUCUUUAAUCCCUCUGGCCUCCCCAAACAUCCUCCCCACCCCCACUGACAGCCCUCUUUAAAGAAGACUGCUACCCCUCCAUGGUUUACUCUGUGUAGUAUAUACUGGUCUUCUUCAUGACCCCCCCCCAUCCCCCACAAACACAUACACAACAGACCCACACACGCACACAGACACACACACACCUCACCAGCAUAGGUUAGUGCAGACUUCCUUUUAUAAUGACAGUGAGAGCGAAAUGAUAUAAGAAAAUAUCAAUUGUAAACACAGCAUCUCACCUCUUUGUAAUGUUGACGUGUGUACCAUCCAUCCAUCAUCCUCGCCCUUAAUUAAACUUGAAGAUGUUAACGGUAAAAUGGGAUCUUUGCUAUAAAAAAAAAGGAUUAGGUGACCACCUCUACAUUCCUGGCAAUGAGAGGGAACGGUACCCAGAGUACCCAGAGUACCCAGUGUAACGCAACUGGGGGGGGGGGGUUGAGAGAGUGGGCCUUAAAUGAAUUAUUUCCAUGGCGACCUCCACAGUAUUUCUUUUAGGACAUUGAAUCUGUCAGCAAUGAAACAGGGUCCUGGGGGAGGGAUAUGGCAAGCACACCGCUCUUAAAAGAGGUAGUGGGGAGGAUAGACUGAGCGAAGGAGUGCUAUGUGACUCAACAUUCACACGGGCCAUUAACAGUAAGACGGAGGACAUGCUGUGCUGAGAGGAUGAUGGAGAGGAUGUUAGAGGAUGAUAGAGAGGAUGAUAGAGGAUGAUAGAGAGGAUGAUAGAGGAUGAGAGACUUUUUCUUCCUUCUUUAGUCAACCACUCUCUUCUUCAUCUCAAGGUGUUUAACUUCAGACGUUGAUUGAGUGGGGUGAUAUUUAUAAGGCCGCUUAUACUGUCCAAUAGUCUUUGAUAUUUCAUUUACCCGAAGGAGAAGAGUCCCCCUGGUUCCUCUAAGCCUCAUUUUGAUCAUUCUUAAAUCCUCUGACCUUGCGUUUACGUAACACAUAAAAGGUAAAUCAUCCUUCACUAUGAGCUUUUAACCGUAGCAUUGAAAGAGUCAAGAGCUUACUCACUACGCCUCAAGAAGCUUACCGGUGGCAGGGAUAAGCUGAUCAUGUCAUUGUCAACACUGGGCUUAAAGAGAAGUCUCCUUGCUCCGCGAUUGGUCACCUGAGAUGAGACUCUCUGGAGUCGUCAUUCUUGUAGUGUGGCUAGUCAUGAUAGUACAGGAUCAAGGCCUUUACAAAGCUGGCUAUCUCAUUCAUACUGUGUGAGGAAGAGCUUAAGAAAUGUAGAUUGGGUAAAGGGUCCUGGGUGUGGUAAGGGGUGGGGGUGGGAUGGGUUGGGAUGAGCCGAAACAGAACUAACAGGCUGGUCCUGUCUGAAGAAAGUUAUUUUCCCAUUUUUUUCUGCUUUGUAUUCAAAUCUUUUAAGUAUAAGUUGAUUUAAAUUGUUUUGUUUUCUUCUCAUUUGAAAUCUGCUUUCUGCCCAGUCCUUUUAUAACUGUUUAUUGUUGUCUCUGCUGUUUUUGUUGUUUUUGUUGUUGUACUUACUGACGUCGUCUUGUAUUAGGAGCUGUCUACGGCUCAGCUAACGGAGGACUUCAUGAUUUGUUUGCGCUGACAGGAGCUCUGACUUGUUUGGACAUACGGAACACUGGAAUUGAAUGUGUUGCUUAGCAACAGUGCGAGCAGGGGGCAGGCGUGAGCAGGGCUGCGGUGACUGGGAUGCAGUUCCGGUCUCUGGGAGAAAAGAAAGAUGGCUUUUCAACUGGGCUCUUCACCAUUAAUUAGUAGCACCAGACAGAGGCCACUGCUAAGGUGACGGCUGGACACUUCAGUCAGUAGUACACUUCUGAAAAACCUCAUUUGAAGCCUCCAAACUCAGUGACAGCUCAGUGGCAGCUCAGUGGCAGGUGUAAGAACAACACAGGGAUUUUCAAAAAGCAAUGUGAGUACCUUUCCAAACUGAGUUCCAACCAAAACACAAUUUUUUUAGCAGGGAGUGACGAAGCUCCAAAUUUGCCUGGGGUUACUGAUACACUGUUCAAACAAAAGUCAAUUUGACUGAACACCCAGCCUUCAUGUUACAGUGGGGUCUGCUCCCACUCCUUUACUAAGAACACACCAUGUCUGGUUGUCCGUAUCCUGCUUUAUAUGCCAUUUGAAAGCUCCAAAAAGAAUGUUGUUGAAACGAAACAAACCGUUUGGGAUAUGUAAAAUGGCUUGACCUUCACUUAUUAAUGAAAUACUGUAUUGCUCAAUGUUGUCAUUUUUAUUUUGGAAUUUUUUUUAUUUGAACGGACACUGAGAUUUCGGUCCAUCCUUUUUCUGUCGGGUUCUGAAUAAAGUUUGCUUUCGUUCGUCAUACUCUCA